This is a messenger RNA of Rhinopithecus roxellana (golden snub-nosed monkey), 10971 nucleotides long. RefSeq names its product trinucleotide repeat containing 18 (gene TNRC18). The transcript is spliced from 30 exons. Bases 605 to 9619 code for a protein of 3004 amino acids. The record is from RefSeq and is a predicted model, not a curated record. Gene Ontology annotation, molecular function: chromatin binding. Lineage: Eukaryota; Metazoa; Chordata; Mammalia; Primates; Cercopithecidae.
UGUAAUGUACCUUUUCCAAUCCCGGGCUGUAUAUGGAGAUUUGGGAUUCUUUAAACCGGCGCUACCUGGAUUUUAUUAAAAAGCGGGGAGCUCGGCGGGAGGAAAGCUGGCUUUUCCGGGGGCUGCGGGAGCCGGGCCGCGGGAGGGCGGAGGAGUUGGCGCGCCGAGCGCUCGGCCCGGGGAGCGGUUUUCUACCAAAAAAAGGAAAGGCGGGCAAAAAGUGUGAGGCGGCUGCGGGUGGCGGAGGGGAGCGGCGGCCGCGGGAUGGCAGGCAGCACGGGCGCCUAGCUGCGCCGGGAGCCGGGGCCGCCGCCGGAGUCGUUGUCGCCGGAGCCCGGAGCCGUGAAUCCAGCCGCGCCAGACGCCGUGUGCGCCGCGUCGCGCAGCUCCGCCUGGCCGCCCGGAGGGGCCCCACCGCCGGCCGCCUGUGCGCCCCGGGCCGCGGGCCCGCAGCUGAGCGCAAGCCCCGCUGGCCGCCGCCAUGCACGCCGCGGAGCCCCCGCCGCCCGAGGACUCUGGGACUACGCCGAGGCCGGACUUUUAGGUCCCACUGAGCUAGGCCUGCGGGCCGGGCGGGGGGCUGGCCGCGGCACUCCCGCGGAGGAUGGAUGGCCGAGACUUCGGGCCCCAGCGGUCCGUGCACGGUCCCCCGCCGCCGCUGCUGUCCGGCUUGGCCAUGGACAGCCACCGCGUGGGCGCGGCCACUGCCGGACGCUUGCCCGCCUCGGGCUUGCCCGGCCCGCUGCCGCCGGGAAAGUACAUGGCUGGCCUGAAUCUCCAUCCGCACCCGGGCGAGGCCUUCUUGGGCAGUUUUGUGGCCAGCGGGAUGGGGCCCUCGGCCUCAUCCCAUGGGAGCCCGGUGCCACUGCCCUCUGACCUCUCCUUCCGCUCCCCAACCCCUAGCAACCUGCCCAUGGUGCAGCUGUGGGCCGCCCAUGCCCAUGAAGGCUUCUCCCACCUGCCCAGCGGGCUGUACCCAUCCUACCUCCACCUGAGCCACCUGGAGCCCCCCAGCAGUGGGAGCCCCCUCCUCAGCCAGCUGGGUCAGCCCAGCAUUUUCGAUACCCAGAAAGGUCAGGGGCCAGGAGGAGACGGCUUCUACCUGCCCACCGCGGGGCCUCCCGGCGCCCUGCACUCUCACGCCCCCUCGGCCCGGACCCCUGGCGGCGGCCACUCCUCGGGCCCCCCUGCGAAAGGCUCGUCGUCGCGGGACGGUCCAGCCAAGGAGCGGGCGGGCCGCGGCGGGGAGCCGCCUCUGCUGUUCGGCAAGAAGGACCCGCGCGCCCGGGGCGAGGAGGCCUCGGGGCCACGCGGCGUGGUGGACCUGACCCAGGAGGCGCGUGCGGAGGGCCGCCAGGACCGGGGGCCCCCGCGCCUGGCUGAGCGCCUGUCGCCCUUCCUGACUGAGUCCAAGACCAAGAACGCGGCACUGCAGCCGUCGGUACUAACCAUGUGCAACGGCGGCGCCGGGGACGCGGGGCUGCCCGCGCUGGUGGCCGAAGCGGGGCGCGGGGGUGCCAAGGAGGCCGCCCGGCAGGACGAGGGCACGCGGCUGCUGCGGCGCACGGAGACCCUGCUGCCCGGGCCGCGCCCCUGCCCCUCACCACUGCCCCCGCCGCCUGCGCCCCCCAAGGGGCCUCCCGCACCCCCGGCGGCUACUCCCACCGGUGUCUACACCGUCUUCCGCGAGCAGGGCCGUGAGCACCGCGUGGUGGCGCCCACCUUCGUGCCUUCCGUGGAGGUCUUCGACGAGCGCCCCGGGCCCAUACAGAUCGCAUCCCAGGCGCGUGAUGCCCGGGCCCGCGAGCGUGAGGCUGGUAGACCGGGGGUCCUGCAGGCGCCCCCCGGCUCCCCGCGGCCUCUGGACCGGCCCGAGGGCCUGCGUGAGAAGAACUCGGUCAUCCGCUCGCUCAAGCGGCCGUCCCCUGCGGAUGCCCCCACGGUGCGGGCUGCACGCGCCUCCCCGGACCCCCGCGCCUACCUGCCUGCCAAGGAGCUGCUCAAGCCCGAGGGGGACCCGAGGCCCUGCGAGCGUGCGUCCCGCGGCCCAGCCGGUCCUGCAGCCCAACAGGCCGCCAAGCUCUUCGGCCUGGAGCCCGGGCGCCCCCCGCCCACUGGCCCUGAGCACAAAUGGAAACCCUUCGAGCUGGGCAACUUCGCCACCACGCAGAUGGCCGUGCUGGCUGCGCAGCACCACCACAGCCGCGCCGAAGAGGAGGCCGCCGUGGUCGCUGCCUCGUCCUCGAAGAAGGCCUACCUGGACCCUGGGGCUGUGCUGCCCCGCUCAGCGGCCACCUGCGGCCGGCCCAUCGCCGACAUGCACUCUGCAGCCCACGGGCCUGGGGAGGCUUCUGCCAUGCAGAGCCUUAUAAAGUACAGUGGCAGUUUCGCCCGGGAGGCUGUGGCCGUGCGCCCUGGUGGCUGUGGCAAGAAGAGCCCUUUUGGAGGUUUGGGCACCAUGAAACCCGAGCCUGCGCCCACCUCUGCUGGUGCCCCCCGAGCCCAGGCCCGACUCCCACACUCCGGAGGCCCUGUAGCGGGUGGCAGCCGGCAGCUGAAGCGAGACCCGGAGAGGCCCGAGAGCGCCAAGGCUUUUGGGCGCGAGGGCUCCGGUGCCCAGGGUGAGGCAGAAGUGCGACACCCGCCCGUGGGCAUUGCAGUGGCUGUGGCCCGGCAGAAGGACAGUGGUGGCAGUGGCCGGCUGGGGCCUGGGCUGGCAGACCAGGACCGAUCUCUGUCGCUGAGUAAUGUCAAAGGACACGGCCGAGCAGAUGAGGACUGUGUGGACGACCGGGCCAGACACCGGGAGGAACGGCUGCUCGGGGCGCGGCUGGACCGGGAUCAGGAGAAGCUGCUCAGAGAGAGUAAGGAGCUGGCUGACCUGGCCCGCCUGCACCCUACCAGCUGUGCUCCUAACGGCCUGAACCCCAACCUCAUGGUGACGGGGGGCCCGGCGCUGGCGGGCUCGGGUCGCUGGUCUGCCGACCCCGCAGCCCAUCUGGCCACGCACCCCUGGUUGCCCCGCUCGGGCAGCACAUCCAUGUGGCUCGCCGGACACCCCUACGGCUUGGGCCCCCCAUCUCUGCACCAGGGCAUGGCCCCUGCGUUCCCACCUGGCCUUGGAGGCUCCCUGCCAUCGGCCUACCAGUUUGUCCGGGACCCCCAGUCGGGCCAGCUGGUGGUCAUUCCCAGCGAUCACCUGCCUCACUUUGCGGAGCUGAUGGAGCGGGCCACCGUGCCACCCCUCUGGCCUGCCCUGUACCCGCCAGGCCGCAGCCCUCUGCACCAUGCACAGCAGCUGCAGCUCUUCUCGCAGCAGCACUUCCUGCGGCAGCAGGAGUUCCUGUACCUGCAGCAGCAGGCGGCCCAGGCCUUGGAACUGCAGAGGAGCGCCCAGCUGGUGCAGGAGCGGUUGAAGGCGCAGGAGCACCGGGCGGAGAUGGAAGAGAAGGGGAGCAAGCGGGGCUUGGAGGCUGCGGGCAAGGCUGGCCUGGCCACUGCUGGCCCCGGGCUGCUGCCGCGGAAGCCCCCCGGCCUGGCCGCCGGCCCCGCGGGCACCUAUGGCAAGGCUGUGAGCCCACCACCAUCACCCCGCGCAUCCCCUGUGGCUGCCCUGAAGGCCAAGGUCAUCCAGAAGCUGGAGGACGUGUCCAAGCCACCCGCCUAUGCCUACCCUGCCACCCCCAGCUCCCACCCCACCAGCCCGCCGCCGGCCUCCCCGCCACCCACCCCAGGUAUCACCCGCAAGGAGGAGGCUCCCGAGAAUGUGGUCGAGAAGAAAGACUUGGAGUUGGAGAAGGAAGCCCCCAGCCCCUUCCAGGCCCUUUUCUCAGAUAUCCCGCCCAGGUACCCGUUCCAAGCCCUGCCACCACACUACGGGAGGCCCUACCCUUUCCUGCUGCAGCCCACGGCAGCCGCCGACGCGGAUGGCCUGGCCCCCGAUGUGCCACUCCCGGCUGAUGGGCCUGAGCGCCUGGCACUCUCACCCGAAGACAAGCCCAUCCGCUUGUCGCCCUCCAAGAUCACAGAGCCGCUGCGGGAGGGCCCGGAGAAAGAACCGCUGACUGAGCGGGAGGUGAAGGCAGAGGUGGAGGACAUGGAUGAGGGCCCCACAGAGCUGCCGCCUCUGGAGUCGCCACUGCCACUGCCCGCCGCGGAAGCCAUGGCUACCCCCAGCCCUACAGGGGGUUGUGGAGGUGGCCUGUUGGAGGCCCAGGCGCUGAGUGCCACCGGGCAGAGCUGCGCAGAGCCCUCCGAGUGCCCAGACUUUGUGGAGGGGCCUGAACCACGGGUGGAUUCCCCGGGCCGGACAGAACCCUGCACUGCCGCCCUGGACCUGGGGGUGCAGCUGACACCCGAGACACUGGUGGAGGCCAAGGAGGAGCCAGUGGAGGUGCCUGUGGCGGUGCCCGUGGUGGAGGCAGUGUCCGAGGAAGGCCUGGCGCAGGUGGCGCCAAGCGAGUCCCAGCCCACCCUAGAAAUGUCAGACUGUGACGUGCCCGCCGGGGAGGGACAGUGCCCGAGCCUGGAGCCCCAAGAGGCUGUGCCUGUGCCUGGCAGCACCUGCUACCUGGAAGAGGCAAGCUCUGACCAGUUUCUGCCCAGUCUAGAGGACCCACUGGCUGGCAUGAACGCCCUGGCUGCAGCUGCGGAGCUGCCCCAGGCCAGGCCUCUGCCCUCCCCGGGUGCUGCUGGAGCCCAGGCCUUGGAGAAGCUGGAAGCAGCCGAGAGCCUUGUCUUGGAGCAGAGCUUCCUUCAUGGCAUCACCCUGCUGAGUGAGAUCGCAGAGCUGGAGCUGGAGAGGAGGAGCCAGGAGAUAGGUUUGGAGCGGGCCCUGGUGGCCCGGCCCUCACUGGAGAGUCUGCUGGCAGCGGGCAGCCACAUGCUGAGGGAGGUGCUGGAUGGGCCUGUAGUGGACCCGCUCAAGAACCUGCGGCUCCCGCGGGAGCUGAAGCCCAACAAGAAGUACAGCUGGAUGCGCAAGAAGGAGGAGCGGAUGUACGCCAUGAAGUCUUCCCUGGAGGACAUGGAUGCCCUGGAGCUGGACUUCCGGAUGCGGCUGGCCGAGGUCCAGCGCCAGUACAAGGAGAAGCAGCGUGAGCUGGUGAAGCUGCAGCGCCGCCGGGACUCCGAGGACAGGCGCGAGGAACCCCAUAGAAGCUUGGCACGCAGAGGCCCUGGCAGGCCGCGGAAACGGACCCACGCCCCGAGCGCCCUGUCGCCCCCCCGCAAGAGAGGGAAGAGCGGCCACAGUAGCGGAAAGCUGAGCAGCAAGUCUCUGCUGACAUCAGAUGACUAUGAGCUGGGAGCAGGGAUAAGAAAGAGACAUAAGGGGUCUGAGGAGGAACACGAUGCCCUCGUCGGAAUGGGGAAAGCCAGGGGGAGGAACCAGACUUGGGAUGAACAUGAGGCCUCAUCCGACUUCAUUAGUCAGCUAAAGAUUAAGAAGAAGAAGAUGGCCAGCGACCAGGAGCAGCUGGCAAGCAAGCUCGAUAAGGCCCUCUCCCUCACGAAGCAGGACAAGUUGAAGUCGCCCUUCAAGUUUUCGGACAGUGCUGGGGGGAAAUCGAAAACUGGCGGGGGCUGCGGCAGGUACUUGACUCCUUACGACAGCCUGCUGGGGAAGGACAGGAAGGCGCUGGCCAAGGGCCUCGGCCUGUCUCUGAAAUCCUCCAGAGAAGGUAAACACAAAAAGGCCGCCAAAGCCAGGAAGAUGGAGGUGGGGUUCAAGGCCAGAGGCCAGCCCAAGUCAGCCCAUUCCCCGUUCGCCUCGGAAGUGAGCAGCUACUCUUACAAUACGGACUCAGAGGAAGACGAAGAAUUCCUGAAGGACGAGUGGCCCGCCCAAGGCCCCUCCAGCUCCAAACUGACGCCUUCUCUCCUGUGUGGCAUGGUGGCAAAGAACAGCAAGGCGGCUGGCGGCCCCAAGCUGACCAAGAGGGGCCUGGUGGCCCCCCGGACUCUGAAACCCAAGCCGGCCACCAGCAGGAAGCAGCCGUUUUGUUUGCUGCUUCGAGAGGCCGAGGCGCGUUCCUCCUUCAGCGACUCCUCGGAGGAAUCGUUUGACCAAGAUGAGAGCUCGGAGGAGGAGGACGAGGAAGAGGAGCUUGAGGAGGACGAGGCCAGCGGCAGCAGCUAUAGGCUGGGUGCCCGGGAGCGGGCCCUGUCGCCGGGCCUGGAGGAGAGUGGGCUGGGCCUGCUGGCACGCUUCGCCGCCAGCGCCCUCCCCAGCCCCACGGUGGGCCCGUCCCUGUCUGUGGUACAGCUGGAGGCCAAGCAGAAGGCCCGGAAGAAAGAGGAGCGGCAGAGCCUGCUUGGAACAGAGUUCGAGUACACCGACUCGGAAAGCGAGGUCAAGGUGCGCAAGCGGUCGCCUGCGGGGCUGCUGCGGCCCAAGAAGGGACUGGGGGAACCAGGACCCUCCCUAGCCGCACCCACGCCUGGCGCCCGCGGCCCCGGCCCCAGCAGCCCGGACAAGGCCAAGCUGGCGGUGGAGAAGGGGCGCAAGGCCCGGAAGCUGCGGGGUCCCAAGGAGCCUGGCUUCGAGGCGGGGCCCGAGGCCAGCGACGACGACCUGUGGACGCGGCGCCGCAGCGAGCGCAUCUUCCUGCACGACGCCUCAGCUGCUGCACCUGCGCCCACCAGCACCGCGCCCGCCACCAAGGCCAGCCGCUGCGCCAAGGGCGGCCCCCUGAGCCCGCGCAAGGACGCCGGGCGUGCAAAGGACAGGAAGGACCCCAGGAAGAAGAAGAAAGGGAAAGAGGCUGGGCCAGGAGCUGGGCUGCCGCCGCCCCGAGCUCCUGCCUUGCCCUCUGAGGCUAGGGCUCCUCACGCCAGCUCCCUGACCGCUGCCAAGAGGAGCAAGGCCAAGGCCAAAGGGAAGGAGGUGAAGAAGGAGAACCGCGGCAAGGGGGGCGCCGUGAGCAAGCUGAUGGAGAGCAUGGCGGCCGAGGAGGACUUUGAACCCAACCAGGACUCGAGCUUCUCGGAGGACGAGCACCUACCGCGUGGUGGGGCCGUGGAGCGGCCGCUGACCCCGGCCCCACAGGCCCACCCGGCACCAGGGCCUCCAAUCCAAGGGGAUGACUUGGGGGUGACGGGAGGAAGGAGAGGCGUCGCAGACGCCCCGGCUCCAGCCUUGCCUCACGGUCCGACCCCUGCAGCCCCUCGCUCCUGCAUCAUCGACAAGGACGAGCUGAAGGACGGCCUGCGUGUGCUCAUCCCCAUGGACGACAAGCUGCUAUAUGCCGGCCACGUGCAGACCGUGCACUCGCCAGACAUAUACCGCGUGGUGGUAGAGGGUGAGCGCGGAAACCGGCCUCACAUCUACUGUCUGGAGCAGCUGCUGCAGGAGGCGAUCAUUGAUGUGAGGCCAGCCUCCACUCGCUUCUUGCCACAAGGGACCAGGAUUGCAGCUUACUGGAGCCAGCAGUACCGCUGCCUCUACCCAGGCACCGUGGUCCGAGGGUUACUGGACCUGGAAGACGAUGGGGACUUGAUCACCGUGGAGUUUGAUGACGGAGACACUGGCAGGAUCCCCCUCUCACACAUCCGCCUCCUGCCCCCCGACUAUAAGAUCCAAUGUGCUGAGCCAUCCCCAGCCCUCCUGGUGCCGAGUGCCAAGCGCCGUAGCCGGAAGACCAGCAAAGACACUGGGGAGGGCAAAGACGGUGGUACGACUGGGUCGGAGGAGCCAGGAGCCAAGGCCCGUGGGCGUGGGCGGAAACCCAGCGCCAAGGCCAAGGGUGACAGAGCUGCUACCCUGGAGGAGGGGAGCCCAACAGAUGAGGUCCCCAGUACCCCCUUAGCCCUGGAGCCAAGCAGCACCCCAGGUUCCAAGAAGAGUCCCCCAGAGCCUGUGGACAAGAGAGCCAAGACCUCCAAAGCGCGCCCAGCACCACCACAGCCCAGCCCCGCACCACCUGCCUUCACCAGCUGCCCAGCACCAGAACCCUUUGGGGAGCUACCAGCCCCUGCCUCCACCCUGGCCGCAGCACCCCUCAUCACCAUGCCCGCCACACGCCCCAAGCCCAAGAAGGCACGGGCAGCUGAGGAGUCAGGUGCCAAGGGCCCGAGGAGGCCGGGGGAGGAGGCCGAGCUGCUUGUCAAACUGGACCACGAGGGUGUCACGUCACCCAAAAGCAAGAAGGCUAAAGAGGCCCUGCUGCUCCGGGAGGACCCAGGGGCCGGGGGCUGGCAGGAGCCCAAGAGCCUCCUGAGCCUGGGCAGCUACCCCCAGGCGGCCGGCAGCAGUGAGCCCAAGGCACCCUGGCCCAAGGCCACGGACGGGGACCUCGCCCAGGAGCCCGGGCCGGGGCUCACGUUCGAGGACUCUGGGAACCCCAAGAGCCCAGACAAGGCCCAGGCUGAGCAGGACGGGGCAGAAGAGUCGGAGAGCAGCAGCAGCAGUAGUGGCAGCAGUAGCAGCAGCAGCAGCGGCUCUGAGACGGAAGGGGAGGAGGAAGGCGACAAGAAUGGGGACGGGGGCUGCGGCGCCGGGGGCCGUAACUGCAGCGCUGCCAGCUCCAGGGCAGCCUCACCGGCCUCCUCCUCGUCCUCCUCUUCCUCCUCCUCUUCGUCUUCCUCCUCCUCGUCCUCCUCUUCCUCCUCCUCCUCUUCCUCAUCCUCCUCCUCCUCUUCCUCUUCAUCAUCCUCCUCUUCCUCCUCCUCCUCCUCUUCCUCGUCCUCCUCCUCCUCCUCCUCCUCCUCCUCUUCCUCUUCCUCCACCACAGACGAGGACUCUUCCUGCAGCUCAGACGAUGAGGCAGCCCCCGCUCCCACGGCUGGUCCUUCUGCACAGCCGGCGCUCCCCACCAAGGCCACCAAGCAGGCCGGCAAGGCGCGGCCCUCAGCCCACUCCCCAGGCAAGAAGGCGCCUGGGCCCCAGCCCCAGGCGCCUCCUCCGCAGCCCGCACAGCCUCUGCAGCCCAAGGCUCAGGCUGGGGCCAAGAGCCGACCGAAGAAGAGAGAGGGCGUCCAUCUCCCCACCACCAAGGAGCUGGCCAAGCGGCAGCGCCUGCCGUCCGUGGAGAACCGGCCCAAGAUCGCUGCCUUCCUGCCAGCCCGGCAGCUCUGGAAGUGGUUCGGCAAGCCCACCCAGCGGCGUGGCAUGAAAGGCAAGGCCCGCAAGCUCUUCUACAAGGCCAUCGUGCGUGGCAAGGAGAUGAUCCGCAUUGGGGACUGCGCCGUGUUCCUCUCCGCCGGCCGUCCCAACCUGCCCUACAUUGGCCGCAUCCAGAGCAUGUGGGAGUCGUGGGGCAACAACAUGGUGGUCCGCGUCAAGUGGUUCUACCACCCCGAGGAGACCAGCCCGGGCAAGCAGUUCCACCAGGGCCAGCACUGGGACCAGAAGUCCAGCCGCAGCCUCCCGGCGGCCCUGCGGGUCUCCAGCCAGAGGAAGGACUUCAUGGAGCGCGCGCUGUACCAGUCCUCACAUGUGGACGAGAAUGACGUGCAGACGGUGUCACACAAGUGCCUGGUGGUGGGCCUAGAGCAGUACGAGCAGAUGCUGAAGACCAAGAAGUACCAGGACAGCGAGGGCCUGUACUACCUCGCGGGCACCUACGAGCCCACCACGGGCAUGAUCUUCUCCACGGACGGCGUGCCCGUGCUCUGCUGAGCCCACCGGGCCCCACGGGCCACUGGCCACCUGUGCCCCGAGGGCGGCCAGGGACCCCCUCCAUCACUGCCACGGCGCGGGGACCACGUGCGUUGUGUGCAUGCGAGCGCUCCUGCAGGCAUGUGCAUGGGGCCAGGUGUGCACGUUGACGCCCGGGCGAGCGUGUGUGUGCAUGUGUGUGCACACACGUGCAUACGCCUCCAGCCCCACCUUCCAACCCCUCAGUGCCCCUAGGACAGGGGCCCCUCUUAGCUAUCAGGGUAUGGCCCUGCCGUCCCCCUCAGGGCAGCCUCGGCCGGGACCGGCCCUUCCUGCCCAGCACGUUGCAAGCACUUGGCCAGGCCGGCCCUCCAGGCUGCUGCUGCGUGGGGGCCCGGGUGCCCCCAGGCCCAUGUAGACUGGGGAUUCUGGUGGGGAGGGGGGCUUCUAAGGAACCAAACUGACAUUCACUCUGGGCUUCCCGGGCACCCUUAGCACGGAGCCCACCCCAAGGCCUCCCACUGUGCAUGGGACGGGGUGGCCCGAUGCCAGCCGGCCUCCUUGACCGUGCCAGGGGCCCUGCCCCCACCCUCUCAGGAUGGCCUGGACUUGGGGAACAGAGCUGGGUGGGGUUGCAGCCCGGAGCAUCAAAGGCACCAGGUGGCGAGAGCCUGGCAAAGGCCCACCCUGGUCCAAACCCUCACACUACAGAAAACCCCAAUGGUGCUGAAACCCUUGCCCGGCCACGCCCGGCCCCUCCCCACCCAGGAGGGAGGUGGCACUUCUUAACCUGUACAGUUUUAUUGUACCAAGAGACUCGCCCCGCCCCUGUAUCAUACACCUUUAAAUGGAGUCAACUUUUUAAUUAUAUAUAUAAAGAUAAAUAUAUAUAAAUAUAUAUAUAAACUUUUUAAAACUGUGAAAAAUAGCUAUGAAAUUAUAAAAAAAAAAAAAACGAACACAUUCUGACGUGCAGAAUAUUAUUUUUUAUUUCCUGUUAGAUUGUAGUGUCUAGCACCGGCUUCACCGGCCUCCCGGUCCCCAGCACACCCCCCACCCACCCACCCCGCCAAGUGUACUGUACUCGCCCCCCAGGAUAGAGAAAAGAAGGAGAGGAGAGGGAGAGAGGCAGGAGCCGGCCCGAGCCCAGGGUCCCUGCUUGGGCCGCAGAAAGCACUUAACCAGGCCCCAAGCCUUCCAGGGAAACCAAGGCCUUGACCAGACAAUCUUGAGGGAAGGAAAAGCCAGACUUUGGGUUUGUUUUUUGGGGGAAUUGUUUUUUUUUUAAGUUUCUUUUGGAAUUUUGUUUGUUGGCAAAUUCUGUGUGAUCUUUUUUCAUAAGAAAAAAAAAAGAUUUAAUUGGAAAAAUAAAA